AUGCACGUCCAAUCCCGCCUUGAGCCCGUCCUGGACGAGCUCAAGAUGAAAGGCAUGACGUACGGCAUCCGAUUCUUCAUGGCCUAUCGUCGUAACCAUGCCACCAUUCAGCGUGUCCUUCGAUUCGCAUACAUUGCCUUCAUCCUCCAAAGUCUAACGGCAACUCUGCGAAGUGGGGCCAGGAAGUCCAAAAAGCCCAAACCCGACGCAUCACAGGAUCCAGCAGAAAAGGCGGGAGCCGUCGCAAAGCAGAAUGCAGAGGGGGCUCAGAACACCGCAUCCAAGGCGGCAGAAGAGAUUGACGACUCUUCAUCUCGUGGUCGCGGUGGACGUCGGGGCAAGAAGAGCAGAGGUCCGCGUGUUGAAGUCGAUGCAGUCUUCUUCGAACGAUUGAAACGCAUCCUCCGGAUCGUUGUUCCAGGCUGGCGAUCCAAGGAGGCAGGUCUCUUGAUGCUUCACACCGUCUUCCUGGUGCUUCGAACCAUGCUCUCGCUCUACGUCGCCGAUCUCGACGGUAGGAUUGUAUCCGCACUGGUACGCUCGCAGACACGUCAGUUCAUCACCGGCAUCCUCUGGUGGAUGGCCGUUGCAGUGCCUGCCACGUACACAAACUCGAUGAUCGAGUUCCUCCAGUCCAAGCUGGCACUCUCGUACCGAUCACGACUCACCAAGCGCGUUCACGACGCAUACCUCACCGACAUGACAUUCUACAAGCUCGGCAACCUGGAUGACCGCAUCAAGAACGCCGAUCAGCUCAUCACUGUCGACGUCGCCAAGUUCAGCAAGUCGCUCGCCGAGAUCUACAGCAACUUUGCCAAACCUAUCCUCGACGUCUGCCUUUACAACUUCCAGCUCAGUGGGCGUGUCGGAGCAGAGGCGUUGAUCGGCAUCAACAUGCUUGUUUCUGCAUCUGCCACCCUGCUGCGUAAGCUGACGCCUUCGUUUGGUCAGUACGCCGCUACGGAGCAGCAGCUCGAAGGAGAAUUCCGCUUCAACCACUCGCGUCUCAUCGAGAAUGCCGAAGAGGUGGCGCUGUUCAGAGGACAGGCUGCCGAGCAGAAUGUCAUUGAGCGCGCCUACUUUUCACUCAUCAAGCACGUCAACCGUGUCUACCGCAUCCGCAUCAUCCACGGUAUGACCGAAGAAGGAAUCAUCAAGUGGCUCUGGGGCGCACUCGGUCUUUGCAUCUGCGCCGUACCCGUCUUCGUUCGACUACCCGGCGGUGGCAAGGGCCUGGAUCUGGGAUCGCGAACCGAAUCGUUCGUUACGAAUCGUCGCCUGCUGCUCUCCUCGUCGGAUGCGUUUGGACGUGUCAUGUACUCGUACAAGGAGAUCUCGGAACUGGCUGGAUACACCGCUCGAGUGUCGGAGCUGCUGGAUACGAUGGAUGCGAUCAAGGCGGGCAAGUUCGAAAAGAAGCUCGUCUCUUCGGCAUCCAUCGAGGAGAACGCGCUCGUGCUGCAGGGCAGAGGAACGAUCCAGGAGGACACUUCGAGGUCGGCAGGUGUCGAGUUCCGCGAUGUGCCCAUCGUAAGCCCCAACGGUGACAUCCUGGUGCCCAAGCUCAGCUUCUACGUACAGCCUGGUCAGCAUUUGCUUAUUAUCGGUCCCAAUGGGUGUGGCAAGAGUUCUCUGUUCCGUAUCCUAGGUGGUCUCUGGCCCGUGUACGGAGGUACGGUCAACAAACCACCCACUUCAGAAUUCACCUACAUCCCGCAACGACCCUACCUUUCGCUCGGCACUCUUCGCGAUCAGAUCAUCUACCCUCACACGGCGCAAGAGAUGCGUGCACGCGGCAAGACUGACGAAGACCUGCUCGACAUCCUUCGCGUGCUCCAGAUCGAGCACAUCGUAGCACGCGAGGGAGGCUGGGACGUCCAACGCGAGUGGCGAGAUGCCCUCUCCGGCGGUGACAAACAACGCAUUGCCAUGGCACGACUCUUCUACCACAAACCCAAAUACGCCAUCCUCGACGAAUGCACCUCGGCGGUGACGCUCGAGAUCGAAAAGAUCAUGUACGACCACGCCACCGAACUGGGCAUCACCAUGCUGACGGUUUCGCACCGACCGUCGUUGUGGAAGUACCACAGCUACGUGCUGCAGUACGACGGACAGGGUGGAUAUGUGUUCACGGAGCUGGAUGCAGAGAAGAGGUUGGCAUUGCAGGAGGAGAAGCAGGCGCUGGAGCAGAAGUUGCUGCAGGUCCCGAGGUGGCAGGAGAGACUGGAGGCGUUGAAGGAGGCGAGGAGGGAGAGGAAUCAAGGUAGCCCUGUGGUUGAGAAGGCGAAUCCUGUAGCUGCUGCUUAG
Molecule: messenger RNA, 2307 nt
Organism: Pseudozyma hubeiensis SY62
Lineage: Eukaryota; Fungi; Basidiomycota; Ustilaginomycetes; Ustilaginales; Ustilaginaceae
Exons: 1
Coding region: 1-2307 (768 amino acids)
Biological process (GO): long-chain fatty acid import into peroxisome; fatty acid beta-oxidation; peroxisome organization
Cellular component (GO): peroxisomal membrane
Molecular function (GO): long-chain fatty acid transmembrane transporter activity; ATP binding; ATP hydrolysis activity
Source: RefSeq, a predicted model, not a curated record